GACUCUAUGGCUCCCGGAAGUGCGGCCUGCUGGUUCCGGUGGGCCUUUUGGCGGGUGUGAGAGUAGCGCGGCUUGAGGGGACGGCGCCUUGGAGCAUCUGCGCGGCCGGGGAAUGCUGGUGGCCUUGUGAGCCGGCCCGCUUCCGCCAUGUCCGUCGUGCCGCCCAACCGCUCCCAGACCGGCUGGCCCCGCGGGGUCAACCAGUUCGGGAACAAAUACAUCCAGCAAAGCAAGCCCCUCACCCUCGAGCGGACCAUCAACCUGUACCCACUGACAAAUUAUACCUUUGGGACCAAGGAACCCCUCUACGAGAAGGACAGUUCGGUAGCCGCCCGAUUCCAGCGCAUGAGGGAAGAAUUUGACAAGAUUGGGAUGAGGCGGACCGUCGAGGGGGUCCUCAUUGUGCACGAGCAUAGAUUGCCUCACGUGCUGCUCUUGCAGUUGGGCACAACCUUCUUCAAACUGCCAGGUGGUGAACUUAAUCCAGGAGAAGAUGAGGUAGAAGGUCUUAAACGUUUAAUGACAGAAAUACUAGGUCGUCAAGAUGGCGUCCUUCAAGACUGGGUCAUUGAUGACUGCAUUGGUAACUGGUGGCGACCGAAUUUUGAGCCCCCCCAGUACCCUUAUAUUCCAGCUCAUAUUACAAAGCCAAAAGAGCACAAGAAGCUCUUCUUGGUUCAGCUCCAAGAAAAAGCUUUGUUUGCGGUCCCCAAAAACUACAAGCUAGUCGCUGCUCCUUUAUUUGAGCUUUAUGACAACGCGCCAGGCUACGGUCCUAUCAUUUCCAGCCUUCCGCAACUUUUGAGCAGGUUCAAUUUUAUUUACAACUGAAUUUCCUGAAGUGUGAGUAGAAGCCGUCUCUGUGAGAACAGCUUUAAAAUGUAGAAGAGAAAAUGUGACGCAAGGAUUUUUUUUAUGUUUCUCUCUCUCACUCUCUCUCUCUCUCUCUCCCCCUUUGAGUUUUCCCCCUCCCCAACUUUCUACUCUCUGAAUAGGAAAGUGAAUCUUGACUGUUUAGACAGUGGAAUAAGAACUGUAAUUGCAUUUUAACCACUUAUGUUGUGAUAGUCACCUGAUUUUUUUUUUAAAAUAACAUUAAACAAAAAUGGACUCA
Messenger RNA from Crotalus tigris (Tiger rattlesnake), 1114 nucleotides. It is a transcript of the gene NUDT21, whose product is annotated as nudix hydrolase 21. The record is from RefSeq and is a predicted model, not a curated record. Gene Ontology annotation, cellular component: mRNA cleavage factor complex. The transcript is spliced from 7 exons. Gene Ontology annotation, molecular function: mRNA binding. Bases 148 to 831 code for a protein of 227 amino acids. NCBI's taxonomy places the organism in Eukaryota, Metazoa, Chordata, Lepidosauria, Squamata, Viperidae.